Molecule: messenger RNA, 1560 nt
Organism: Telopea speciosissima
Lineage: Eukaryota; Viridiplantae; Streptophyta; Magnoliopsida; Proteales; Proteaceae
Product: histone deacetylase 14
Exons: 9
Coding region: 11-1348 (445 amino acids)
Biological process (GO): chromatin organization
Cellular component (GO): histone deacetylase complex
Molecular function (GO): histone deacetylase activity
Source: RefSeq, a predicted model, not a curated record
UGGGGCACGCAUGGAGCUUCAAACAAUCUUUCGCCCUGCCUCUGCAGGACUUUUGCAAAUUUCGAUGUGCCAUCAGUUAUGUAAGCAGAAGAAUCAGUAUAGAUUUUGUUUAGGAAAUAAAGUGGUGGGGUUGAGAAGUUUCCACAAGCGUUUGAGGCCAGAAUUAAACUAUUCUUCAAAAUGUGUUGGUGCUUCUAAUUCUUUUUCAAGUGGUGUUAGCGAAGAUCCAUAUGUACCCCCUUUGGAUACACAACUAUUUGACGCGAAAGUGAUGUAUUGUGUAGCUCCUGCUAUGGGCCAUAACCAGGAGUCACAUCCGGAAUCGCACUUUAGAGUCCCUGCAAUUGUGAAUGCUCUUGAAAAGAUGGAGCUCACUUCAAAGUACCGUGGCUCAGAGGUCAUUGAACUUAAAAAUUUUAGGCCUGCUUCAGUAGAUGAUAUUGCAAGUGUUCAUGCAAGGGCUUAUGUAUCAGGUCUUGAGAAGGCUAUGACUCGGGCAUCUGACGAAGGUAUUAUCUUUAUUGAUGGAUCUGGACCAACAUAUGCUACUUCAACUACAUUUCAGGAGUCACUCAUUGCAGCUGGAGCGGGGAUUUCUUUAGUUGAUUCAGUGGUAGCAGCAUCAAAGAUCAACCAAAAUCCACCUGUGGGUUUUGCUUUGAUAAGGCCCCCAGGUCAUCAUGCUAUUCCAAAAGGACCAAUGGGAUUUUGUGUUUUUGGAAAUGUUGCUGUUGCAGCUCGUUAUGCUCAACGAGUUCAUGGAUUAAAGCGGGUUUUUAUCAUUGAUUUUGAUGUUCACCAUGGGAAUGGAACAAAUGAUGCUUUCUAUGAUGACCCAGAUAUAUUCUUCCUUUCAACUCAUCAGGUUGGAAGCUACCCUGGGACCGGUAAGAUUGAUGAGAUUGGUCAUGGUAGAGGUGAGGGAACAACAUUGAACCUGCCCUUACCAGGAGGCUCGGGUGACACUGCUAUGAGAUCUAUUUUCGAGGAAGUCAUUGUACCAUGUGCCCAAAGGUUCAAGCCAGAUAUCAUUCUCGUUUCUGCAGGUUAUGAUGCUCAUGUGUUGGAUCCGCUAGCCAGCCUGCAAUUUACUACAGGAACCUACUACAUGCUUGCAUCAAACAUCAAGCAACUUGCGAAAGAGCUGUGCAAAGGCCGCUGUGUGCUUUUCCUGGAAGGUGGGUACAAUCUACAAUCUCUCUCAUAUUCUGUGGCAGACUCAUUCCGGGCUUUUCUCGGUGAACCAAGCUCAGCGUCUGCGUUUGAUGAUCCUGCCAUCCUGUAUGAGGAACCUUCUAAUAAGGUGAAAGAAGCAAUUCAGAGAGUCAAAUACAUACACUCCCUUUAAACAUAUCUGCAUAUAAAUCUAUCCAUAUUUUUACUCCAUUGUUUCUUAUUUAUUAAAGAAACGUAUUAUUGUUGUAUUCCGAUGUUUAUGAUUGUGUAUAUGGUAUACUUGGUAUGUGACAUUGUGUAUACCACAUUACCUUGUCAAAUUUUGUAUAGUUUGAAUAUGUAAAAAGUACAGAUCCAUGAAGUGAUAAUCUACAUUUAUGUAUU